AUGAUCCGUGAAAUUAUCAAAGGAAAGCAUCACUAUACUCUUAGUUAUAGAAAAGCACAAAAAGGUCGAAGAAAAGCAUUUCGAAUGGUUUAUGGUGAUUUUGAAAGUUCAUUUAAGGCAUUACCUCGAUACAUGGCUGCACUACAAUUAUUCAAUCCAGGCACUAUUAUUGAGUGGGAGCAUCAUUCUACAACAAUGCAAGGUGAGCAAAUUUUUAAAUUUCUUUUUUGGGCUUUUAAACAGAGCACUGAUGGUUUCAAAAGUUGUAGGCCGGUCAUUUUUAUCGACUGCACACAUCUUUAUGGUUUGUAUGAUAUCAAAUUGUUAAUUGCGAUUGGAAUUGAUGCGAAUGGAAAUAUUUUUCCACUUGCAUAUGCUUUAGUUGCACGUGAGAGUUUUGAGUCUUGGUCAUGGUUUCUCAAGUUAUUAUGGACACAUGUAGUUUGUGACCGACAAGGAAUUGGUCUUAUUUCUGACCGUCAUCAAGGAAUCUUGCAGUGCGUUCAAUCUUAUGAUUGGUUGAGUCCACUCAACACAUAUCAUAGAUUUUGUGUUCGACACUUAAAAGCAAAUUUUAAUAAAAAAUUUGUAAAUAGUGAACUCAAAAAACUAAUAUGGCUGGCUGCUACUGAGCAUCAGGAGAAAAAGUUUGUGCAACGGAUGCAACAAAUCAAAACAUUGUUUCCUGCAGCAUAUGAAUGGUUAAAUGAAUUUCCAUUGCAAAAAUGGACAAUGUAUAAGGAUGGUGGUCGUAGAUGGGGUGCCAUGACGACAAAUGUGUCUGAGUUAUAUAAUGGUUUAUUGAAAAAAGCUCGGGGGCUUCCUCUGGCUGCCAUGGUUCGAAUGACGUUCAAAACUCUCGUUGAUCGUUUUGUCGAAAGAAACAAUCUUGCAAUUGCAUUACUUCAAAGUAAUAUGUCAUGGCCUCUUGCGAUAGAUAAAAAAUUUAAUGAUUAUUAUCAAAGAGCUCAAGGGCAUAAGAUGACUUACAACACAGGUGAUGGAGUUUUUGAAAUUCUUACUUUUGCUCAUGAUGGUAAAGGUGGAAAUGUCCACAAGGUUACCGCAAAAGGUAAGAAAUAUUCUUGUGGAAAAUGGAGAAAUUAUCAUAUGCCUUGUUCUCAUGCCAUCAAAUUUUGUGGACUUCGCGGAAUCGAGCCAAAAUCUUAUGUAAGUAAAUUCUACAGUGCAAAAUAUUACAAACGAACAUACACUGAGACAUUUAACCCAGUGGGUGAUGAAAUGUAUUGGCCACCAGCUCCUUUUAAUUUAAUUGCAAAUACUGAAUAUUUGCGGACAAGUGGUACGCAAGGAAGAAGCCGACUUAAGAAUGAUAUGGAUAUAGCUCCGGCUCGCAUGACUAGAAAAUGUAGUGUUUGUAAGGAGACAGGUCACACAAAGGCACGAUGUCCUACUCGAUUUUAA
Molecule: messenger RNA, 1425 nt
Organism: Solanum pennellii
Lineage: Eukaryota; Viridiplantae; Streptophyta; Magnoliopsida; Solanales; Solanaceae
Exons: 1
Coding region: 1-1425 (474 amino acids)
Source: RefSeq, a predicted model, not a curated record